Messenger RNA from Dermatophagoides pteronyssinus (European house dust mite), 3333 nucleotides. RefSeq names its product erythrocyte membrane protein band 4.1-like yurt (gene yrt). NCBI's taxonomy places the organism in Eukaryota, Metazoa, Arthropoda, Arachnida, Sarcoptiformes, Pyroglyphidae. Gene Ontology annotation, molecular function: cytoskeletal protein binding. Gene Ontology annotation, biological process: actomyosin structure organization. Gene Ontology annotation, cellular component: cytoskeleton. The record is from RefSeq and is a predicted model, not a curated record.
UUGUAUAACAAUAGUUUUGAAAUCAAGAUGAUCAAAUAAUUAGAAAUAAAAAAUGUUUGAUUCAUUUACAAAACGAUAUCCAUUUUCAUCAUCAUCAUCAUCAUCAUCCAUAUCAGUAUCGAAACGAAAAUCCACUUCAAAAACGACAACGACUACGAUCAAUGAAAAUCAUCAUCAAUCAUUAUUGGUGGAUAAUUAUCGGCGUACCGAUAUCAAUGAACAAAAUGAACUAGUCAAAACUUUAGAUUCACGUACGACCGGUGCACGUCCAUUAAAUCAACAGGAAAAUGAACAGGAAAAACUUCGACAACAAAAAGGAUCAUUACACUGUAAAGUGAUGCUAUUGGAUGGUACUGAUAUGACAUUAUAUAUGAGAAAAAAAAGUUUUGGUGAAGAAUUAUUUAGCCGUGUUUGUGAUCAUAUCGGUUUAUAUGUUGAAUCGGAUUAUUUUGCUCUACAAUAUACUGAUACGAAUUCGCAGCUUCAUUGGCUUGAUAAUACAAAAGAAUUACGUAAACAGGUGAAAAUUGGUCCACCAUAUACGUUUCGUUUUAAAGUAAAAUUUUAUUGCUCUGAUCCGAAUACAUUACGUGAUGAAUAUAGCAGAUAUCUAUUCUUCUUGCAGCUAAAACAAGAUUUAUUAAGCGGAAAAUUGCCAUGUACGGAAGAAGUGGCCUCAACAUUAGCCUCAUAUUCAUUGCAAUCAGAAUUUGGUGAUUGUGAACCUGAUGAACAUGAUCUCGCAUUUGUUUCGGAAUUUCGUUUUGUUUCUGGCCAAACCGAACGAUUGGAACAAAAAAUAUUAGAUGAAUGGCGUUCAUUACGACCAAUAUUGCCUGAUGAUGUUGCUGAAAAUAAAAAAGAAUCAUUAAAAGCUGCGCUAUCAAUGGAUUCAGCAACAGCCGAAUCUAAUUUUCUAAAUAAAGCUAAAUGGCUAGAAAUGUACGGUGUUGAUAUGCAUAUUGUUCUUGGUAAAGAUGGUAAUGAAUAUAGUUUAGGAUUGACGCCCACCGGUAUACUAGUAUUCGAAGGUAAAACAAAAAUUGGCCUAUUUUUCUGGCCUAAAAUCAAAAAACUUGAUCUACGCGGAAAGAAAUUGAUAUUGGUCGUUGUCGAGGAUGAUGAUGAUGGCCAUGAUGAGGAGCACACCUUUGUUUUUCGUUUGCAUACAUCAAAAACAUCGAAACAUCUUUGGAAAUGUGCUAUUGAACAUCAUGCAUUUUUUCGACUAAAAUCUCAACCACAAUUUGAACGUGGUAAAACAAGACAAAGUUUCGUAAGAAUGGGUUCACGCUUUCGUUAUUCUGGACGGACACAAUUUCAGGCAAUUAUACAGCAACAGAAAACAGCACAACAGGAAAGUAAACGAAAUUUUGAACGACGACCAUCACAAAGGUUUAGCCGUCGUUCUGUUAAAUCGAUUCAUGGUGCUAAUGCUGCUGCUAUUGCAACUGGUAAUUCUCUCACUACUAGUUCAUCGAAUAUAACUAUCGCCAGUCCAUCGAUAACGAACAAAACAUCGGCCAUUAAUAGUCCAUUGGUCAAAUCGGUUGUUAUCGGUUCAAAAAUGAUUGAAAGAUCAAAUAGUCAAACAUCGGAUAAAAUCCAUAAUGUCAAUAAUAAAACUACGACAACAGUAACAGUGACAAAUAACAAAUCGAUUGCUGCCACAUCGGAUACAUCGAUUCCAUCGUCAUCAUCGACGUCCGAACAAACAUCACCUGAACAACGUCUUGAUAAUCUGAUCAAAUCGCUAUCAAAAACAGAUCCUAUGGUCAAUAAUGUCAAUACUAGCAAUGUUGAACAAAAGACUGAAAUAAUGGUCAAUAUUUCCAAUGAUGAUCACCAUUUUAAUCAUUCAGAUUUCGAUGAUGAUGAUGAAGAAGAAAUCGGACGACGAUAUUCAAAACGAACAAACAUUACGAAUAUUAAAGCUGUUAAGAAUUCAAAUAUCAGUCAUAACAACAGCAGCAAUAAUAAUAAUGGUCUCAUUUCGAAACACAAAAUGUCAAACAUGGAUGCAAUGAAUAAUAAUGUUCGACUGAUGGAAACAGCAGUUGCAUCAACAACGACGACAACAUCGACAACGACAAUAACAACAUCGACUAUAUCUGAACGAAGGAUUAAUAAUUCCACUUCAAUCACCUGUAAUAAGGCAAAAUGUAAUAUUUUAAAAGCCAAAGAGUUACAGAAAGAACAUGUUUAUGGUGAUGGUGGUGAUGAUAUAUGUGCUACUUGUAAUGGCGUAGGAUUAAAUGAUUCCCAAUCAUCAUCAACAAAGGUUUCAGUUAAUGGUUUUAACAAUAAUAAUCAUAACAUUGGAAAUAGUAGCACGACAACGUCAUUUGGACAAAAAACGCAGACAAGCCUAGAUGAUUCAUUCGAAUCAUCUAGAUCCAAAGAUGAUGAUGGUGAUACUACAGGUGGCCGUAUAUCGAGCUCGGAAAAUGAGACACUUAUUAAUGAAGAAGAUGAAGAUUUGAUACCAUUGAUUAAUCGUCCGAAUGAGAAUAAUAUAACAAUCAUACCAAUUCAUAGUGGUGCUGAUCAUGUCCAUAAUAUAAAUGGCACAGCCUUUAAUAACAAUAGAAAUAAUAAUAACGUUGAUAGUCGAACCACGAAUCAUUCAUCACGUCAAUGGAAAAAUAUUAAUAAUAAUAAUAAUAACAACAACAACAACUGUGAUCAACAAUCGAUUAUCGUACAUAAAGCUACUAAAUCAUUGGAUGGCGGUUCGAUUGCGGCACAAAAUAAUCUUCUAAAAAAUAGUAACAGUUUUACGAACAAUUCCAAUUCAAGUGGCCGUAAUGGAUUCUAUCCAAAAUAUCCAAACGGUGGAAGCAGUGGCCUUAGUAGCGGUAGUACAAGUAGUAGUCAAAGUAAUCUUCAACCAUCUGAUGAUUCAUGUCGUGAAUCAUUGUCCCCGUCCCCAGUUCUUGUUGAAACAUCAUUUGCCUGUGCAAAUCCUAUUACUAGAUCGGUUUCCGUUCUCAAUAAUAAUAAUAACAAUAAUAUCGUAGCCACCGGCCCUGGAAUUCUGAAUUCAAAUUCGAAUAAUGUUGGAAUCAACCACAACAACAAUAAUAAUAAUAAUAUCUCGCCAUAUAUUGUUUCAGCAACCUGUGAUUCAAUGAAACGUAGCACUUCAAUAAAUAAUCAUCACCAUCAUCAUAAUCAACAUCAAACGGCUAAUAAACGGACUGUCAUGACUACAGAAUUGUAAUGAAUACGAUUUAACAUUAUUCAAAGUGAUAUUUUUUCUUUGUUUUUUUGUAUAUUUGUCAUAUAUUUCAUCAUUCAUUCCAUUCGAAAUGCAAUUAUUUCCAUUGAUAA